CUUCAGCAGAACUUCCACUUCCUGUUCCUCCUGCGGGCUUUCUAGCACGAGAAGCAAUUCCUGCGGCGCCUUUAGCAGCCGUUCCAGGAAGUGUUCCGCCUGCAACAGCAGCCGCACCAGCAGAAGCAGGAGCACCACCAGCAGCAGGCACUAAUGAUGAAGACGAGGCGAGAAGAAUCAAGAUGAAUAAAGCAGACUAUCUGGUGGCUGGGGCAAUCAAACAACAGGCUGAAAAGAAGGUGUUGUUGGCCGAAAUGGAACAAACCCUGGAGGACUUAAAGAUUGAGGGCAAAGCUCGUGGAGCUAUCUGGUUCCAUUGGUUCGACCAGCUUAAAAUAAGCACAACCAAGGAAUUGUUAGAGUCGUACAAUAAGGCGCGAUCGCGAGCAGCUGAUGCUUCUGAGGCUGAACAUCGUGAGGAUGGAGGAAAGUCCAACGACAAUAAUGGUGCACGAGCAGGAGCCGAAGGUGAAGGAAAAAAGGAAGAUGUUGGGGUAGAGCAAGAAGACGGCGAGGAAGCGGGUGCAAUGCUUCUUGCACUCGGUUACAAAGACAAAAUGAACGUACUCAUCCAAACGGCGUUUGAUGCGGCAAUGCAGGUGAGAAACAACGGACUAUUUUCUGAGAAAAAUGUCCUUGAAAAUGGUGUCCCGGGUUGUGUUGUCGUUGCCGGAGAUAUUGUCUGGAACGAAGCCGCUUACAAGAAGCCGUGGGAGAAAUUAGUGCGUGACCACCUAAAACUAAAAGAGGAGGACCUCGAAGCUGCAACUGCGUCUGGGGCAAACUUAGAAGGACAAGAAGGCGAAGAAGAGGAAGACGAGCAAGACUUGUUGGCUUUGCCCCUCUUCGGAAAGAUCCAGACGGAUAUUCUAUUAGGGCUGGACUUAAACACCCAAGGCCUGCUAGCUCAAAUGAGCCCAUGUCGGGAGCGCAAGCAGGACACGGAUGGACUUUCGAGAGCGAACCGGCUAUUGUGGGAAAAUCUAAAGAAUAGAAUACAAGCCGAGCGUGAUAAAAAGAAGCUGGCAGCGGAUCAAGCUGCUAAGAGAGAAAUGAAAAAAGCUAAGAAAGAAGUACAAGCGAAGGCGACAGCAAAGCUAACUGCUCAGCAAGGUCAAGGUGGGAAAAGACACAAAUAAAGUAAAAGCUCUACUUCUAAAGUGUAAGUAAGCUCUGCUUCACUUGUAGUUCUGCGAUACUAGAAGUGCUACGUAUAGUAUACUAUGGCUUUCAACUAAUACUAAAAAUUUGAAUUGGUUUUUGAUUUCUUGACUAAUCAAGCCUGCACGAAUAUUCGAGGAGCUCGUCCUGGCUUUGGUCCUCGAGGUCCUCAGAAGAUUCAAUAUUAUACUUACACACUAAUUAUUGUUAUUCGUCAUCUACAUCUUCGACUUACUAACGAUUUUUAUUCUAUAUGAUAUACAUUACUAAGAGCUUGAGCACAAAUGCAAAACAUCAAAUAACUUACUGAAACUGAUCACUUUUUAACCCUCCCACCUGCAAAACAAGUUAACCAAGUGUCCGUCCCAACCACUAAUCGAGAUCGAGUAACAUCAUCAUCAUUCAUUCCAAUGAUGCAAAUUUAUUUCAGCCGCACGCAUUUUUUACUUCGAGGGGAUGGCUCAUUUCGACGUUUUAGCUGUUAUCAAAACCUUGCACAAAUCAAAUGAAGUGGAACAGAUGAUAUUGAGAUUUUCAGAACUUGUCUCUACGGGUGUUACAAAUAGCACCAUCACUAUACAAAUACAGGUAAAUGAAUGAGUGAAUGAAUGAACACAUGACAUGAACAGGAAAGCUUUGUCAAAUUCACCUGAGCAGCAGAGAAGGAAUAUGCUGCAUUACUAGAAACUGACAAGAAUGAAUAAUUGAUAAUCAUGGUCUGAUAAGUCUCUUUUUCGUUAGUUGAGAAAUGGAAUUUGAAGAAGAAAAAACCUAUUUACUUGUUUUUUCUGUACUUGUACUUUGUUUUUUUACAACCCCAGAAUGAGUUAUUAUCACAAACGUGUAGAUGUUUUGGUCAACAUGUCUAGGAUAGAUCAGAUGAAUUACUUCAUUAACUUGCUCUUCUUGUGAAACUACAGGUGAAAGACUGACCACGGGCACGGCCGUGUGCCAUCUUGAAGAGGUCGCACUCCUUGUGCUUGUGCUUCUGUUAUGAAAAAGAACCAAGCUCCCGCUCUGGGGAGUUCAUUUCAGGACCACUAGGACAAACUUAUAAAUUGUACUUCUCUCCUUCACGGCAUACAUAUAUUACGGGCAGGAGCGCGGUCGAGAGC
Amoebophrya sp. A25 is the source of this 2276-nucleotide messenger RNA. The record is from the annotation of a GenBank genome assembly. Lineage: Eukaryota; Dinophyceae; Syndiniales; Amoebophryaceae.